AUGGCUAAGGAGUUGGGGGAGGGGAGCGAGUUAAUGGAGGCGGCUGUGGCGGAGCUUCUGGUUUGUCCGAAGCUUCACGCUCUGCAUGACUCUCGCUGGCUUCUGGAGUCCCUGCCGUCGCCGCUUUGCUUGGCUUGCGCCGCUGAGACGCUGCAAGGGGAUGGCGCCUCGCUAGUACGCAAAAAUCAUGUGCUCUCCUGCCUCCGUGAUGUUCUGACUCAGCAUGCAGCACUAGUCAUCCCAUUGCUUACUCAAGAUGGAAGAGUGUGUGUCCAUUUCAUAGCAACUUUGUUUGGGAUCUUGAAAAGUACGGAAGACAAUUGUAUACUGGAUUUAUCUAUUGAAGUUUUAGUAAUGUUUUUAGUAAAGUUGAAGUUGGAGAGGUACCUGCAUUAUCUAUUGAAGGAAUGUCAGCAAGAGUUAUGCAAAGUAGCCAUUACAAGAGGCAGCUUACCCAUUUUAAUUCUUCUGGGAAAACUGGCAGAUAUUAUUCCAAUUUUUGCUGAUGAGUUGUUAAAUGAACACAGUAACAUGUUAGAACACUUGGCUACAAGUUUGAUGUAUCCCAAUGAGAGAAUAAAGGCUGCUGUAUGUUACCUUUAUGGCAAGCUGUACUCUGUCCCUAAUGCUGCAGAGAGACUCUUUGUGCAUUUCACAGAGAGGUUGUGUGGCCUUUUUCUGACUACUCUGAAGAAUGCACAGACCAAGGAGCUGCAACUUAACUGCAUGGGCUUGUUAAAUCAGCUGUUGAAAUAUGACCACUUUGUGUCAGUUAUUAUGAGUAAUUCAGGGAAAGGAGCAGAUUCUACAAGUCCAGAGUUGUUUGAAGGAGAGAGUCCAUUACCUUUAAUUCUCAAGAAGCUAUUGUUAUCAAGAGAUGAACUGUUACAGGUAGCAAGUGCACAGUGUAUUGCUGCUGUGCUGGUGCAUUCUCCAGCAAAAUAUGCCUCUAUCUUUAUCCAUGCAGAUAUUCCAGAGUUCCUGUUUGAGUGUCUCUUCUGUACAAGCGAAAUUCUCAUCUGGUCAAUUUAUUGCUGCUUGCUCCUCCUGACUGAAGAACAUCUUUUCUUUUCCAAAUGCCACACUGUCUAUGGUAUUGAACCUAUUUUAAAGAGCCUGAGAGAAGUCUUGCAUCUUAAUAAUGUGGAAUUGCACAAACAGGGACUUUUACUUCUCACUGAAAUCCUGAAACGGCAGCCAGUAGAAAUAAAAUUAUUUACAAAUGCAACUGUUUUUAAAGAUGCUGUUAGUGUCCUUGUAGAAGCUGUAAACUGCCCUGUUUUGGAAGUAGCAAGUGAAGCGGUGAAAGCUGCCACUGUACUGCUGAGAAAGGAUCACGUCAGCUUUCCUCCAGUGCAAUAUGGAGAACUGCAAAAGCUGGUUGAAAGUGUACUGAAGCAGUGUAGUGACCUCCCACUACUCCCACCUAAUAGAGGGCUCAUGGGUCAUCAGAACAAAGCAGUUUCACGGCAGGGACAGUUUAUGCAGAGUGCCUUAGAAAGCUUCAGAAAUGCUUGUAGGUUAGCUAUGGAAUAUCAAAAUGACCCUCUGGCUCAGGAGAAUCCUUUCACUGCUCCUAACUCAGAGAGGAAGGAUACAUUAAAAAGCUUUUCUGAGUUUUUACUGAGGAUGUCUGACUCAAUAUGCAUCCCCAUAUUCAUGAACUAUUCUGAAAGGGUAGUCCGUCCAGCUCUCAUGGAAGUCUUCAUCUCAACCCUUAACAUCCUAUUCAGAAUUGUGCCAGACAUGAGUAAAAGAUUUUCUAUUAAACUGGCAACUUCCUCUUUUAUCCGACUGAAUCUGGAGUUGAAGGCUACAUUCUGCGCUGGGCAAAGUAACCCUGCCUUGAAUCUAGCUUGUUCCAGCUUUCUCCAUAGUUUGUGCCUCAGUCUUCACUCAUCUUCUAAGAAGAUGGCGAAUUCAACCCAAGAGGAGCAAGAAAUCUCAGGACUUCUGCAGAGGAAUCUGCUCCAGUUAAACUCUGGGGUAGAGGAAAGCCUCACCCUUUUAUCUGAGAUCCCAGAUUCUUGCUGCUUAGAUGCAACUCUUCGCAGUCACCAGUAUAGCCUCCUGCUUCUGUUCUACUUUGCUUUUAGUCAAGGAGAUAGAUUUGUUCCAGAAGCAGAACUGUUCUCAGCCAUAAGAAGUUUCCUUCUGUCACUCCAGCAUCAAGGAGACUGUCCACCCCCAUAUGUCUUUAGAGCUGCUUUGUAUCUUCUGGGAAUAUGCCAAGACAAGACUAAAGCUUUAGACGUGGCUUCUCUUUCUUGCAUAAAGAGGGUCCUAGAGAUUACAUCUGAUUUUGCCUUGGUGUAUGUCCAUCAUCCUCAGCUUCUUAAUUUUUUUUUAUUCUAUCCUGAACUUAUGGGAAGAUUUGGUCACCGUAUCCUAGAGCUCUGGUUUUCCUGUGAAGACUAUAACCAAACUGAAUCUGAAGAUGCUGUCACAAGGAUCAAUAAUAGUGUUUCUGACUCUGCAAACUACUUUGAUAGUUUGCUUUGCAUGCUAAAGGAGAACCCCAGUGCUUUACUUGUCUUGCUAGAUUUAGUCUGCCAAGGAACCAAGGAAGUGGCUCACAAAGUCUUAGUGACACUAGAGACCUUUCUGAAAGCAAAUGAGGAUGUCUGUGUCUGCGAUCUUCUUCGAAGUCAAUUUCUACAGAUUCUACAGAAGCUUCUGGUAGAAAACAGUAGUAGCAUUUUACAAGAAAAUCAGACCCUGCCACUUUUAUUGAAUCUCCUGUUCCUGGUGCAGUUGAGAUAUGUGAUGGAGAGAGAGCUGGACAGUACAGACUUCAGAUUGAUUCAUUUGGUCAGCAAUUUGUCUGGAAAAUGUAGCCCAACAGACCUUGAGCUUCUGCAGCCGUCCUUGAACUUCUUGUACUGGAGUCUUCAGCAAACAACGCUUUCCAGUCAGCAACAAGUGGUGGCUAUGUUGCUUUCCAAUAUACCUUUGCUAGAGCUUCUUGGGAGAGUUCUUCAGCUCACUGGUAUUCUACCCUCUUCCUCUGAACCAGCUUUCUCAUUGUCCAGUGAAGCACUUAUCUGCUCUGCUUGGCUGCUGACUGCUGCUCUUUUGACUCAGCAACAUAUUUACAAAACAGAGGUUCAUCAUGUAAUCCAUCUGGAGGUGGAUCAAGUCUUCUCUGCUGUUGCUUUCAGGAAGAAGAAGCCCACGUUGUUCUUUGUCAGCAUCCUCCAGUUUCUAAGAGUCUUCCUUAGGCAGAACCUCUCUUCUUCCCUUGUGAAGUUUGUUGUACACCACACAGACCAACAUGAGAGGGAGCUGCCACUGUCAAAAGAGGAUGCCACUUUGUAUCCAUUGGCUAUGCGGCAUGUGCUAUCCUUGGUCAUCAGUCUACAGAACCUAUUAGUUCAGAAGGACUUGUUGCUAUCACAAACUGUUAUUGGCUGUCUGGAAAUCUUGUUGGAAUACCUGCAUGGGAAGAACCAGGUCAUUGCAAGUCAUAUUGCUUCACAACCAUGGAAUAAGUUUCUGCUCAUCACGCUUCUGGAUGGAAGAGAGAAUUCAUUUCUUCACCCUGAAAUUCUCAAGCUUGUUACUUUGUGUGUGCAGUAUCAGAGCACCAGUCUUAUUUCUCAAAGUGAAAUUAGCCAUGUACUUGAAGAAGCUGCAAAUACCAAAUUGCUAGAACUUCCUGAUGCUACAGUCAGUGCUCUUCACUCCUUCCUUCUCCAGGUGAGCACUUUGGUGAAAAUGGUUGCUGACCACUAG
Eublepharis macularius is the source of this 3735-nucleotide messenger RNA. It is a transcript of the gene MEI1, whose product is annotated as meiotic double-stranded break formation protein 1. Bases 1 to 3735 code for a protein of 1244 amino acids. The transcript has 29 exons. Gene Ontology annotation, biological process: meiosis I. Lineage: Eukaryota; Metazoa; Chordata; Lepidosauria; Squamata; Eublepharidae. The record is from RefSeq and is a predicted model, not a curated record.